AUGAGUUACGCUCCUUUAGAUCAGAAUCAUAUGCACCAAAAAGGUGCAACAGUCCUAUGUUGUAACUGUGGUGUGCCCAUAGAUGGGUCCUCCGGGUUAGUAAUGUGCUAUGACUGUAUCAAGAUGAACGUUGAUAUUACAGAUGGUAUUCCUAGAGAAUCACACCUAUCGUUCUGUAGAAACUGUGAAAGGUUUUUGCAACCUCCAGGUCAAUGGGUUAAGGCUCAGUUGGAAUCUAGAGAGCUUUUAGCCAUUUGUCUACGUCGUUUGAAGGGUCUGACUAAAAUCAGACUUGUGGAUGCAUCGUUUAUCUGGACCGAACCACAUUCGAGACGUAUUAGAAUUAAAGUUACUGUACAAGGUGAAGCUAUGAUGAAUACCAUUAUUCAACAAAGUUUCGAAGUGGAAUUCGUCGUUAUUGCCAUGCAGUGUCCAGACUGUGCUAAGUCUUAUACAGCACAUACAUGGAGAGCAGCUGUGCAAAUUAGACAAAAAGUGCCACAUAAGAGAACUUUUCUCUUUUUGGAACAAUUGAUCUUGAAGCAUAACGCCCAUGUGGAUACAGUUUCCAUCAGGGAAGCAAAGGAUGGGUUGGAUUUCUAUUAUGCACAGAGGAACCAUGCUAUGAAGAUGAUUGAUUUCCUAAACUCUGUGAUCCCCAUUAGAUACAAGAAAUCUGAAGAAUUGAUCUCUCAAGAUAUCCAGUCUAGUACUUCUACUUACAAAUUCACCUUUUCUGUGGAAAUUGUCCCCAUCUGUAGAGAUGACUUGGUAGUGCUACCAAAGAAAUUGUCCAAAUCCUUGGGUAAUAUCUCUCAAUUUGUGCUCUGCUCCAGAGUGAAUAGUUCAAUCCAAUUCAUGGAUCCAAGAACCCUGCAAACUGCUGAUAUCUCAGCUUCUGUCUACUGGAGACAGCCUUUCAAUUCAUUGGCAGAUGCUGGUCAACUUGUAGAAUUUAUUGUGUUAGACGUGGAACCUACUGGUGAAAGCAGAGGUAGAUUUGUGCUUGCCGAUAUUACAGUGGCUAAAGCUAGCGAUUUGGGUUCUAACGAUCAAGAAUACUACGUGAGAUCUCAUUUAGGUGCUAUCUGUCACGCAGGUGAUAGUGUCAUGGGCUAUCACAUUGGUAAUGCUAACUACAACUCUGAUCUCUUCGAUACCUUGGAUAUGGAUCGCAUUCCAGAUGUGGUUCUAGUUAAGAAGUUGUACAGAAGAACCACAAAGAGAAACAGAAACUGGAAGUUGAAGAGAAUGGCCAAGGAACACAAGGAUAUCGACGCCUCUGCAGACUAUAGCUCAAGACAACAGAAACAAGAGAUGGAGCGUGCCGAGAUGGAUUACGAAACUUUCUUGCAAGAAUUGGAAGAAGAUUCUGAAUUGAGACAAUCCGUUAACCUGUACAGAAGUAACAACCCACCAGAGCCGGUCAACGAAGGUGAUAUGGAUGAAGAUGAGGAUGAAGCUACUCCUCGUAUAAACAUGGAUGAACUUUUGGACGAGUUAGACGAGAUGACUUUGGAAGAUGGCGGAAACGCAUAG
Molecule: messenger RNA, 1539 nt
Organism: Zygosaccharomyces rouxii
Lineage: Eukaryota; Fungi; Ascomycota; Saccharomycetes; Saccharomycetales; Saccharomycetaceae
Gene: NMD3
Product: ribosome-binding protein NMD3
Exons: 1
Coding region: 1-1539 (512 amino acids)
Biological process (GO): ribosomal large subunit export from nucleus
Cellular component (GO): nucleus; cytoplasm
Molecular function (GO): ribosomal large subunit binding
Source: RefSeq, a predicted model, not a curated record